This is a messenger RNA of Cuscuta europaea, 1524 nucleotides long. Lineage: Eukaryota; Viridiplantae; Streptophyta; Magnoliopsida; Solanales; Convolvulaceae. The record is from the annotation of a GenBank genome assembly.
AUUUCCACCGCUAUAAAUAAGCUUUUGUCGCCUUGCAAUUUUCACACUCUUCUACGUAUAGUACGUGCAUACAAUGGCAGAGAUGGGUUCUGAAACUAACUUGAAUUCCGCCAUUAAUGGCUGCUCGUCCAAUACAGAUGAUACUGCAGGCAAGGUCAUAACUUGCAAAGCUGCCGUGGCUUAUGGUCCCGGGCAGGCGUUGGUUGUGGAGGAUGUAUUGGUGGCGCCGCCUCAGGAAUCGGAGGUCCGAGUGAAGAUCCUUUACGCUUCUAUCUGCCAUACAGAUCUCAGUGUCUUGAAAGGGGAGAAUGAAGCUCACAAUGUUUUCCCGCGUAUUCUGGGACAUGAAGGGUCCGGUGUGGUAGAGAGCGUGGGAGAAGGUGUGAGGGACUUGAAAGCCGGAGACAAGGUGGUGGCGGUGUUCAACGGAGAAUGCGGCAGCUGCAAGUACUGCGAGUCCAGCAAAACCAACCUAUGCGAGAAAUUCAGGGUGGAUCCCGGCAGAAGCGUGAUGGUCGGAGACGGGAAAUGCAGAUUCUCCACUAAAGAUGACAAACCAAUAUACCAUUUCCUCAACACUUCCACCUUUUCUCAAUACACUGUCAUCAAUUCUGCUUGCGUUGCCAAGAUUGACCCCAUCGCUCCCCUCAAAAACAUGACUUUGCUUAGCUGCGGUGUCUCUUCCGGAGUUGGAGCUGUAUGGAAUACAGCCGACGUUCAAGCUGGCGAAACAGUAGCGGUUUUUGGCAUGGGAGCAGUAGGGUUAGCGGUAGUAGAAGGCGCAAGAGUUAGAGGAGCAUCAAAGAUUAUUGCAGUUGACAUUAACUCUGACAAGCGCAUCAAAGGUGAAGCUAUUGGAAUCACACACUUUAUAAACCCAAAGGAAAUAGAUAAGCCCGUUCACCAGGAAAUUCGGGAAAUGACAGGAGGAGGGGUGAAUUAUAGCUUUGAGUGUGCUGGAAACGUGGAUGUUCUUAGGGAGGCUUUUUUGUCCACCAUCGAUGGUUGGGGAUUGACCGUAAUGUUGGGCAUCCAUCCGAGUCCAAGGAUGUUGCCAUUCCAUCCAAUGGAGUUAUUUGAUGGGCGAAGAAUUGUUGCAUCUGUCUUUGGUGAUUUCAAGGGAAAGUCACAACUCCCUAAUCUUGUGAAACGAUGCAUGGAAGGGGUAGUGAAGCUCGACGAGUUCAUAACCCAUGAAAUGCCAUUUGCCAACAUUAAUGAAGCCUUUCAGUUGCUUGUUGAUGGCAAAUCUUUGAGAUGUCUUCUUCACCUCUAACCUAGUGAUCAUCAAUCUAGCACACAAUCACAAAUUUAAAAUCUCCACAUUCAAGUGACAUUGUUAUAUAUAUCCACAAUAAGUACUUUAUACUUGUAUAUGUAUAGAAGAAAACAUAAAAAAGAGUAAAACAUUCUUUACGUGGGUAAAAAUAGUAUUCUUGUUGUAAUGUAGUGCACACAUUGUUCAUGUGCUCAUAUGCACUAUUUUCCUUGUGCAUAAGUUAGUUAUUUUAUUAUUGUUUGCUA